Molecule: messenger RNA, 699 nt
Organism: Lepisosteus oculatus (spotted gar)
Lineage: Eukaryota; Metazoa; Chordata; Actinopteri; Semionotiformes; Lepisosteidae
Source: RefSeq, a predicted model, not a curated record
UGAAGACACGCAUGAUGGUGGUUACUGCAGCAGUAAGUGCACAGUCGGCACAGCCUCAGCGCAGGGCUGCAGUCGGGGCCUAGUGUGUGGCUCUGGAUGGGACUGGCUUUCCUGAUAUUGCCUCUUCUCUGCAGUGAACUGCGCCUGGGAUUGGCGAAGGUCUUGCAUAGGAAAAGGGCUGGAAGUCCUACGGUGAAUAUUACAGAAUGGGUCCCAGAGAACAUCACCGUGUCAGGGACGGGCUCCACGAUGAACGUCACGUUUUCCAAGGCCCCAGACAGCUAUGGAAUUUCCAGCUACACUGUGUUGUACACCAGAUGCCAGGAAGUCAACUGGCAAAGAGUGACUGUGCAGCACCCGCUGCAGCUCCAGGGCGCCCUGCAGGUGCUGCUGCACGACCUCAGCCCCCGCACUGACUACUGCAUUCAGGUGAGCUGCUCCCGCUGCGAUGCUGCUCAUUCCAGACCUUUGGUAGUGGAGAGAAAGGGUCUCUUCGGAUCGCUGGGCUCCCCUUCUUCUCCAGCGCCCCAGAGCUGCCUUCAGAGCUCACCGCCCAGCAUCUUCCUCUGCUACUCCCCCUGGGGGGGGCCGCAGCACACCCGACUGGCCCUGGCCCUGGCCUCCUACCUGCAGCUGCACUGUGCCUGUCAGGUGGGCACCCAGCAGGCAGCCAGGAGUCCCAGACUCCCUCAGGUCUAG